Pseudozyma hubeiensis SY62 is the source of this 1611-nucleotide messenger RNA. RefSeq names its product allantoate transporter. Gene Ontology annotation, cellular component: membrane. Bases 1 to 1611 code for a protein of 536 amino acids. The transcript has 3 exons. NCBI's taxonomy places the organism in Eukaryota, Fungi, Basidiomycota, Ustilaginomycetes, Ustilaginales, Ustilaginaceae. Gene Ontology annotation, biological process: transmembrane transport. The record is from RefSeq and is a predicted model, not a curated record. Gene Ontology annotation, molecular function: transmembrane transporter activity.
AUGAGUAGCCACAAGGCGUCGAUCUCUUCGCACUCUCCGUGCGAGGAGAGCAUCAAGGCUUUCGACGAGAAAGCAUCCCAAUCAGUCGCCGUGACCGCGUUCGAGCACGGUGCAACCGGUACUAAGCUAUCCAAGAUCGAAGAGGUCAUCGAGGCAGAACACCAGCUUACUGAGCAAGAGAGCCGCAGACUGCGUCGCAAGAUCGACCGUUACACGGUACCAUGCCUGCUCGCCAUCUACGGUCUGCAGUAUGCCGACAAAGUCUCGCUCGCCACCGGUGUCCUGUUCGGUCUCAAGCAAGACACGCAUCUGAAAGGGCAGGAAUACUCGUGGCUCACCACAAUCUACUACCUGGGGUACUUCAUCUUUCAGCCGUUGAUGAAUUACGGCAUGCAGAGGGUGGACGCGGCCUACGUCGUGUCGGCCAUGGUGGUGGUGUGGGGUAUCGUUCUGGUGACUCUGGGACUGUGCCACAGUUUCGCGCAGCUCAUGGCGGUGCGAUUCAUUCUCGGUGCGCUGGAGGGCGUCGUAACUCCAGCCUUCUCCCUGAUUGUAGCGAGCUGGUACAAACGAUCCGAACAAAACGCAAGGCAACUCUGGUACUUUGCGAUGAACACGGGCUUCUCGCUGUGGGUCUCGGUUGUUAUCUACUUUGUUUCGAAAAAGGCCUCGGACGAUGGCCAUAUCUCGGGCUGGAGAGUCAUCAACUUCUUCCUCGGUGGUCUCACCGUGUUUGUCGGCGUCCUCACGGGCAUCUUCCUCCGCCUCCCCAAGAAUGCAUGGUGGCUCAACGAGAACGAACGUAAGCUGGCCCACGCUCGCAUCAUCGACAAUGGUGUCGGCACCGGAGAGACCAAAGAGUGGAAGGGGGAUCAGGUGAAAGACGCUCUCACCGACCCCAACACCUACUUCAUCUUCUUCAUCAACGUCACCUGCUGCAUCCCCAACGGCGGCAUCACGACCUUCCAGAGUCUCAUCUACCAGUCGUUCUCAUUUACGCCGCUGGAGUCGAUCCUGUAUCAGCUUCCCUCGUUCGCUCUGUCGUUCUGUUGGAUUCUGUUCGCAGCGUUCAUGAUCCACAAGUUUCCUCGACUUCGCUUCUUUUUCAUGUGCUUCACCGUCAUCCCUGCCUUUGUCGCUGUGAUGACAGCGGGAACGCUGCCUCACGAACCGAAGUACAAGUGGUCGAGGUACGGCGUUUACCUGAUGAGCAUUCUGUAUGCGUUGCAGAGCUUCCUCAUGUGGGCGCUGAUGCCGAGCAUCAUUGGUGGAAGAACCAAGAAGACGGUCGUUGCGACUCUCUGCUUUAUGGGAUACUGUGUCGGGAACAUGAUCGGCCCUCAAGUUUUCCGAGCUUCGGAUGCACCACGCUACAUCCGUGGUCUGAUUGUAGUAGCAUCGAUGCUAGCACUGGUCUUCGUCCUCUGCAUCUGUUGGCUCAUCUACCUGGUCACGGAGAACAAGAGACGAAGAAAAGUUCUCGCGCAAAUGGGUGUAUCCGAAGAGGAAAGGCUGCUCAAGAACAAGAUCAACGGUGAACUGGAUGUAGCCAUCAACGCCGUAUACGGGCAUCAAAAGAGAGAUUUCCGGCUUCCUGACUCCCGGUUGUAG